CGCGUGGGCUUAGUAAUUAACUCCCCAUUACAGAACCAGGUCCACCGUUGGUUUCUGCAACUUUCUCCUCUUCCUUCUUCCCUCCCCUGUUUACUUUUACGUUAAAUCCUAUUUCAUUCAUUUUCCCACCACCCAAACAAUCCCAAAGAGAAAAAAAGGAACCACCCAUAGCCAGAAAACAAGCCAAAAAAAAUGUCAGACGAUGAAACAGUGGAAGAGUACUUAUUCAAAAUAGUGAUAAUAGGAGAUUCAGCCGUCGGUAAAUCCAACCUCCUUUCUCGAUUCGCACGAAACGAGUUCAACGCUCACUCCAAAGCAACCAUUGGAGUUGAGUUUCAAACCCAGAGCGUUGAAAUCGAUGGAAAAGAAGUUAAAGCUCAGAUUUGGGACACCGCGGGCCAAGAACGUUUCCGGGCUGUAACAUCGGCUUAUUACAGGGGUGCUUUCGGUGCUUUGUUGGUUUAUGAUAUUAGCCGAAGAGCUACGUUCGAUAACGUUGCUCGGUGGCUUGAUGAGCUUAACUUAUCCGAUUUUCAUUUGUUUGCUUUCCUGUUGAAGUACAAUCAGAAAACCAAGGCACAUUCGGAUACAACAGUGGCAAGGAUGCUGGUAGGGAACAAAUGCGAUUUGGAAAACACACGGGAAGUGAGCUUAGACGAAGGUAAAAGCUUGGCAGAAUCCGAAGGGUUGUUCUUCAUCGAGACGUCUGCGCUCGAUUCGACCAAUGUCUGGACUGCGUUCGAGAUCGUUAUCCGAGAGAUCUAUAACAAUGUGAGCCGAAAAGUUUUGAGUUCGGAUUCGUACAAAGCCGAGUUAAGUGUCAACAGGGUAAGCCUAGUGAAUGAUGAUGAGUUGAAGCAAUCUAAGACCAAGUACGCAUGUUGUUCUUCAUAGUUUUAUGUUUCUUUCCAUUGCAAUAUCAAAAGGGUUUUCUAAGAUUACUGUCUUUUUGCCUUGCAUUAACCUUGUUAUAUAAUGAAUUUUGAAAACUUUUGGUUUUGAAUAACUAAAAGUAUCAUGGAGGCCCUGUUCAAGAGUCAAA
This is a messenger RNA of Gossypium arboreum, 1042 nucleotides long. RefSeq names its product ras-related protein RABA5e-like. Gene Ontology annotation, molecular function: GTPase activity; GTP binding. The record is from RefSeq and is a predicted model, not a curated record. NCBI's taxonomy places the organism in Eukaryota, Viridiplantae, Streptophyta, Magnoliopsida, Malvales, Malvaceae. Gene Ontology annotation, cellular component: endosome. The transcript has 3 exons. The coding region runs from base 193 to 894 and encodes 233 amino acids.